Molecule: messenger RNA, 714 nt
Organism: Symbiodinium necroappetens
Lineage: Eukaryota; Dinophyceae; Suessiales; Symbiodiniaceae
Source: the annotation of a GenBank genome assembly
AUGAUUUCUAGUCGGACAUGCGCAGCGACAGAGAAGAAGGGCUACCGCUACUGCGCUGAUGACAUUCUCUGCGCGCACUAUGCACUCAAAGCUGCCCCGAAUGCCCACAGCUUGUUGGAUUUGGGCUCUGGUAUUGGGACAAUAGGUCUCGCCUGGCUGGCCCAGCAGCCGCGUGGAACUGCGAAGGUCACCAUGCUGGAGGCUCAAGAUGUCAGCGUGUCUCUUUGUCGCAGGACGCUCCGAAUGUGUCAGGUUCAGGAUGAGGUGGAGCUAAGGCAUGCAGACCUACGAGACCAAGAUUCCUCAUCCUUGGGAAAGUUCGAUGUGGUCACAGCCAACCCACCGUACCUCAGCCGAAAUGCUGGAAAUCUGCCGGACAACUCCCAGAAGGCGUACUGCCGACAUGAAUUGCGAGGUGGUGUUGCAGAGUUCUGCGCAGUUGCCAAAGAUGCAAUGGCACCUGGAGCUGUGUUUUGCAUGGUCUUCACGACAGAUGCAUCACUUCCAGAUGUGCUGCAAGCGUUGCAGCAGUACAGCUUCGCUGUGCAGCGAAGAGUAGACGUCCUUUUCCGCGGGAAUCUAAAGAGCGUGGCAGUGGUUUGCUCUCUUGAGCGUGGAUGUACCAGACCUGCGGUCGACACCUUGAAUGUGCAAGAGGAAGAUGGCGCAUGGUCUUCCGACUACAUUAGCCUUUGUGCUGAGAUGGGACUCUGA